AUGUCGUUCUGGCCUUUCACCAAUAGUUUUAAUAAUAAUAGUCAACUACAAAAGUUUCUUGAUAAUAUCCAGGAUUAUUCUCAAGUUACCAUUGAUAGCAUUUUAAAUGAUGUUAAUCUACUGCAAGAGUUAGUUAGUGAAUUACAUUCCAUUAAGGGGAAUUAUAAUAAUGUAUCUAACUUUCAAUUCCUGCAACAACUACAGCAACAAUCUGGACAAAUUCUGUUAGCUUCAGAUUCUUCAUCAUCAAAUCAAGUCACUAUACAAAUUGAUAACGAUUCCAAUUCAAUCACUUCGUCCAAUAAUGACAGUGGUAACAAUUCUAAAGAUCCAAGAGGUAUAAAGUUAAUUGAAGUCUUGAUCCAACCUCAUAUUUUGAACGGGUUUUUGGAUUAUAUAGUCAAAAGUGUUGAUUUCUUUCAUGAGUUACAGGUUAAGGAGAAUGAAGAGUUGGAGAAACUUUUGAAUGAAGGAUCUGAAACUGAUGAUUCUGGUACAAAUUCUGCACCUGGAGAGGAUAAUGGGAAUGAAGAGUCUUCUGAAGAUUCUAAUGUCUCCGAAUCCCCUCAAAAUAAAACAGAGUCUGAAUUCAAAGAAGAUAAGGAUGAAGAAGAGGAAAGUCAUGAAGAUAAACUCCGUCGUUGUAUUCAACUAUCAGCAGAAAUCCUUUCAAUUGAUUUAUGGAUCAUUUCAAACAGAAUUCUAGAAACUCCUUCGAUUAUAAAGAAAUUAUGGCUGAUUCUUUAUUUGGACAAUCUUGAUGAAAGUUCUCCCCUGGUAACUCAUGUAGUUCAUAUUUUAGAUCAAUUGAUGGAUACUAACAGUGUAGAGUUAUUGAAUUUUAUCAGAAGUAGAGACGAUUUGGUCGAUACCUUUUUAAACAAACUAGAAGUUCCUAUGUUGAUGGAUUUCUUCUUAAGAAUCAUACAAAGUGAUAAACCAGAUAAACCUACAGGGAUUAUUGAAACUUUAUAUCAUCAAAAUUUAAUACCAAAAUUGAUCGAUGUGUUAAAACCAGAUAUUUCCCAAUUUCAAACCAGUCAUUCUAUUAUACCAAAUAAUAGAUUAUUUUUCAAACAAACUGCUGCUACAGACUUUAUAAAAGCUUUGAUAACCAUCAGUUCAAACACAGCAUUGGCAGUCGUUGUUGAAGCUAAUAUUGGACCUAAUCAAUUAACUAGACAAUUGGUUUCUCCUAAAAUCAUUAACCAAAUGAUCAAUGACAUCAUGUUGUAUACUGUUGAAGAUAAAGCCAACAACAUCAAAUUAACCAAUAAACAUGGUAUCAACAAUUGUGUUUCAAUCAUCAUUGAAUUGAUCAGAAAAAACAACAGUGAUUAUGAUUUGAAUUGUGGUUCAUAUAGUUCAUUAUUACCUACCCACAAUGGUGAAGCUACUGAAGUUAAUUCUUACGUAAUGUUUCAAUGGUUGAAAGAUUUUGAACAAAAUGUUCCUAGUGUUAGAGACCCGAUUUUUUUGGGUGAUAUGUUGACCAUAUUCUCUGACAAUUUAAAGAAUUUCAAUGAUUUAAUGGAUCUAGAACCUGAAUUGCCUACAAACAUCAACAAGGACAAUAAAAUCUUAGGUUUCACCAAAUUUAAAUUAUCUGAAUUGAUUGCUGAAUUAUUACAUUGUUCAAAUAUGAUCCUCAUCAAUUCUAAAAAAAUAAAGAAGAUAGUUGAAAUCAGAGAUAAGAUAAGAGAUAGACAAGUUGAAAGACUCCAUAAAGCAUUAAAUGAAGACAUCACCGAUUUAUCUGAUAGUGUUAGUGAAAUUUCAUUAAAUGAAGAAGAUUUCGAAGACUUGCUCAAUGGGGAAACAAAAGAUUUUAAUAAACUCAUAGAUACUAUGGAUCUAAAUGAAGAAAGUGAUGUUGAUGAACCAAGUAUCUCUUCAGAAAAUCCAUUUGUUUGUCAAGAAAGAGAUAAGCUGAUUAGAGCAAAUCCAAGUAUCGGAGAUUAUUUAAAGAUGAAGUUAGUGGAUUCAAAUAUCUUGAUUAACAUCGUUUCCAAGUUCACAGAAUAUUCCUGGCAUAAUUUCUUCCACAAUGUAGUGUUUGAUUUAAUCCAACAGAUAUUCAAUGGGAAGCUCAAUUCUUAUAAUUCGUUUUUGAUUUCACAUUUGUUCAACAGUGAUGGUUAUAAUUUAACCAAAGUCAUUGUUGAAGCUUACAGGGAAGAUUAUAAAUUAAGACCAGGAUAUUUAGGACACUUGAUUUUAAUAAGUGAAGAAGUAGUGAAAUUCACUUCAUUAUAUAAACCUGAUUUGAUUUCUCCAUUAAUAGUUGAUUCUAUUAAUUCUGAUGAAUGGCAUUGGUUUGUUAAUGAGAUCUUAUUGAAAACUAGAGAAGUUUACAAUGUUGUCUUAGGUGCAGAAACUGAUGUUGGAGAUGAUGAAGACGACGAUGAUGAUGAUGAUGAUCAUCCCAAAUCUAAAAAGAAUUUAUUCGGAUUCGAUUCUGAUAACGUUGGUCAUUUAGAUAUGGGUUCAUCAUACAAUAAAUCCAUACCAAAAAUUGAUGAAGUUAUAAAUGAAGAUGAUGACGAAGAAGAAGAAGAUAUAAUGACAUCGAUGUCAAGUGUCAGAAUUCAAGAUAUGUCACCUAAACCUGAACAAAUGAAUGAUGAUGUUUUAAGUGAUGAUUAUGAUGAAGAUGUUGGAGAUUUUUCCCAUGAAGGAUUCCAAGAAAAUCUUUCAGAAUCAAGUAGUGACGAUGACGAUGAUGAUAAUGAUUUUCAAAACGAUAAUAAAUUAACUAGAGUUAAAAAACAUAAUGCUUAG
Yamadazyma jaroonii is the source of this 2781-nucleotide messenger RNA. The record is from the annotation of a GenBank genome assembly. Lineage: Eukaryota; Fungi; Ascomycota; Pichiomycetes; Serinales; Debaryomycetaceae.